CUCUCUCUCAAUCUCAAUCUCUCUCACCCUCUCUCUCACACACGCACACACACACACACACACGCAGUCCGCGUGGCCACACAUCCUAUGUGAAGUUUCAGAAAACGAAGUGUUUUUACCUCAGGGGCUUUCUCUUGAAGGUAAGAGCUGACAAGCAGGACUUGUUCUGCUUCUCUUGCUAGCUGUGUGGCUGAGUUUGGACUUCAGGAGCUAGCUCAUGUUCCUCUUACUAACGUGGCUGGGAUGCUAAGCUUUAGCUACUACCGGCUAAUUUGCGUGAACUGGUUCACGUUUCCAUAUGUCGACGGACUUAAUGUGGUUUGGAGGUCAUUUAGAAAUGUUUUAACCCUGUUUACGAUAGGUUUAUAAUGUGUAAACUGUAUAUUAUGUGGAGGAAGUGUGAAGAUACAGGUAAGUGUAAAGAUAAGUGUAAAGUACAGGAAGAUUACUAAAGAGUUCACGUUAGCUAGUAUGAAGAUAGUCUGGUUUUGUUAGACGAUCAGCGUACUUUCCGUCUUUUUAGCCGUGGACUAUAGAUUAGAUUAGAUUGGAUGAGAUAACAUUUCCUUACGUUACAUUAGACGGAUAGAUGAUUUAGUUAGCUAAAAUAAUAAAGCCACUUCCUUCCGCAUAGAUCUACAGGUGUGCUGUGUACAUAUUAACUAAGUCAAUCUGUCAGAAGACAGAUGAAAGCUUUUGAAAUAGAUCGAGGAAAGAGAGAGAAAAAAGGAUUGCUGGCAAGUUGACAAAAUGUUGUAAUGAAUGAUGUUAUAAAGGUUGGUUGUAUAUAAACUCUGUUGGUACUGUAAAAGCUAAUUAUAAACUUAACGCAGUGAUGUGGAAGAAAAGAAAAAGCCAUAUAAAGACCUCACUCACCCAGAGGAGCAUCAUUUAACUACAUGAUCACUUGCUUCCUUAUCUGAACACACAGCUACAUCCAAAUGAACUAACUUAUCUUUCUGAUUAAAAAGGGAAAAACGUGUGAACAUUCAAGAGUAACCUAUAUUCAAAUGCAACCACUUGAUCAACCUCUUGAACAACCUGUCAUGUAGUAAACAGGGAUGGACAUGAAUGCAUCUGAUGGUGAGAACGUUAACUAUUAAGAUGUAUGAUGCUAAAUUGGUGCUGCUAUGCAGAGGUUCCAACAUCUGCAGGUUAGCUUGCAUUUUUUGACCACUUGCUAAGGUGAUACAUGAAACACCUGAAAACUAUGCUUUUCUACCUUCUCAGCUAAACCAGUGGUCAGACCAGCCAUGAAAAAAUGAGCCUCUAUGUUGUGAACCAAUAGGAAUCCAAAAACACACCUCAUCAAGAUUCCCUGUGUUGGCUAAUUUAGAUAAGAAAACAGCGUGUUACAGUGGCAGAACUACCACACUGCUGAUGUGUUCAACUUGACGAUUUGACCCAGUGACAACAGAUGAGCUAUAACUGAGACCCAAGCAAUCCUGAUUUUGUCGUCUGGCACCACCCCCUCAACUUUUUUCCCAACUCCGUCCUUUUCUGCUUCCUCUGUCCUCCACAGAUUGUGUUCAGAGUGAAGUCAUGGCUAAAGCAGCAGACACCGGUUCCACCAACUCCAUGCGUCUGAAGCAGGAGAUCUCACUGUUACAUGGAGUCUGCCUAAUUGUGGGCAAUAUGAUCGGCUCGGGUAUUUUCGUAUCUCCAAAGGGUGUGCUGCAGUACACAGGCUCCUUCGGGUUGUCACUGGUGGUGUGGGCUAUCGGUGGCAUCUUCUCUGUGUUUGGUGCCCUCUGUUAUGCUGAACUCGGCACCACGAUCCGUAAAUCAGGUGCCAGCUAUGCCUACAUCCUCGAGGCUUUUGGUGGCUUCCUGGCGUUUAUUCGUCUGUGGACUUCACUGCUGAUCGUGGAGCCAGCAUGCCAGGCAGUCAUUGCUCUUACUUUCUCCAACUACCUGGUGCAGCCUUUCUACCCGACCUGCACAGCUCCAUAUGAUGCCGUGCGGCUCAUCGCAGCUCUCAUCAUUGCUCUGCUGACUUUUGUGAACUGUAUGAAGGUGAAGUGGGGGGCUAUCCUGCAGGUCAUCUCUACUGUUGCAAAAGUGCUGGCUCUCAUUGUCAUCAUCAUUGCUGGUUUGGUCAUCCUGGCCCAAGGUAAGACAAAGAACUUUGAAGACUCUUUUAAGGACUCUAAUCUGAAUCCUGGAGACAUGGCAUUGGCUCUGUACGCUGCUCUGUAUUCAUACUCUGGCUGGGACACUCUGAACUUCAUUACUGAGGAGAUCAAAAACCCAGAGAGAAACUUGCCACUGUCUAUAGCCAUCUCCAUGCCCAUUGUCACGGUUAUCUACCUCCUGACCAACGUGGCCUAUUACGCAGUCAUGGAUGCAGAGACUGUGCUGCAGAGUGAAGCAGUGGCUGUGACGUUUGCUGACAGUGUUCUUGGCUAUGGACGCUGGCUGAUCCCCCUGUCUGUGGCCAUCUCCUGCUAUGGCGGUCUCAACUCCUCCAUCAUUGCUGCCUCCAGGCUGUUCUUUGUAGGAUCUCGGGAGGGUCAUUUACCCAACGUUCUGUCCAUGAUCCAUGUGAAGCGCUAUACACCAAUCCCAGCCUUGCUGUUCAACGGUGGCAUGAGCUUGCUUUACCUGUUUGUUCGAGAUGUAUUCCAACUUAUUAAUUAUUUCAGCUUUAAUUACUGGCUGUUCAUUGGCCUAUCCAUUGCCAGUCAGAUCUACCUGCGCAUAAAGGCUCCUGACAUGCCUCGUCCUGUAAAGCUUAGCCUGUUCUUCCCCAUAGUGUACUGCUUGUGUAGCGUGUUUCUGGUGGUGGUGCCGCUCUACAGUGACACUAUAAACUCUCUGGUGGGCAUCGGGGUGGCUCUCUCCGGCGCGCCAGUCUACUACCUCUUUGUGUACCUGCCUCCCAGCUCCAGACCUGCCUUCUUGGGAAGAAUGUUCGAUAAGAUCUUGCUGUUCACCCAGAAGUUGUGUUUCUGCUGUGUAGCAGAUCCAGGCCUUGACCUCGACAAUCCAACUGAAGUGGGCAAAUCGAAAUGACCAUGAACUGGAAUUUUAACCAGAAUUACUUUUUUUUAUUUUUUUUAAAUCUUUUUUUUUUAUAUUUAAUAUAUUUUGGUUUUAUAAUGCAAGGUAGAUUAUGUCAGUUCAAGUCUGUAUAUUUGGAUCAGAGCAUGAGAAUAUGGACUCAGAGGUGUUAAUAUAAUACGAGUUAAUUCGCACAACAUGUACACACACACACAUAAUGGAUUUGCUGUAGCAUUUCUGAUUUUUGACCCCUUGUUACAAUGAUAGGAGAGAGACCUGAAAAUGAGGCUUUGCUGCUUUUUUCAGAUAAUACAAUGGUACAUCAGUUAGACCAAAUGAAUAAAAUGUGCUCAUUAGAAUAACCAGUUAACUGAAGCAGAACGGAUGUGAAAGACAUCAUUUGCUUCUGGAAAUACUUUUACUUCAUGCCAACUUUAUCUAGGAGAACUUUACCUCGUGUAUUCACGAGCCUUGGUCUUUUGGGAAAGAAAGUGGCCAAGUGGGCAGGACUGUGGUCUCUCUGGUCAGUAAAAAAUGGAGCUGCUUAUUAAGUAGCACUUAGACCAGACUUUUGCCUUACUCUUUGUAUAUGGCUGCUUGGUGCACACUGAAAAAGAAUAGCUUUAGUCAAUAUUUUUGUCAGUGACACAGGAAUUUUGUGGUAAAAUUCUAUUCUUUUUGUUCGUCUAGGAUUUUCUUGUUAAUAAUGUUGGCUUGUAUGUCUGUGUGUGUGUUUUGUAAUGUAGUCUUUGAUCUAAUGUGUGCUAGCCUCGGAAAAACACUGGCACACGUAAAUGAAGGAUUAUAUUUGAUUGACGUCCAGACAGGAGGGCCCCGAAGGGCCCUUUUUCCCCUUACACUGAGUUAUAUAUCCACCAAGCAGUCAUUUUAUUUUUCAGGAAUAAUUAAGCAGUUUAUUUAUUUUUCACUGUGGCCUUAUAGGCCCGUAUACAUAGAGUUUUUUCCAAUAUUUGCUAGAUUUGUUUUAUUAUAUAUAUUAUUACAUUGCUUUAAAAGUUUGGUUUUUUUUGGUCUAGAUUAUGUGGAUUAUUUUUCUUAUAUAUAUUAUUACAUUGCUUUAAAAGUUUUUUUUUUUUUUUGGUCUAGAUUAUGUGGAUUAUUUUUCAUGUCUUGUGACCUUUUAUAGACAGACAACCUAUGCAUAAAAUGGAAAAUUGCCUAUUUCCAUAGCAUUUUAGUAAGAAUAGUCCCUCCAGUCCUUGUUUACAUCAGAAACAUUUUCUUUUAGAUGUUCAAGCAGUUUCAUGCUAAAAUAAUUCCACUGUACAUGUGUCUGUGGGAAAAAGUACAGUAAUAGUGUCAUAUUAUUGUUCUCAUGAACUGCCUUCUAAGAAAGGGGCAGAGCUGAGCACACCUGUUCUAGCUCAGGGCACAGUUUAUGUCCAGGCCGGAAAAAUACACACAGAUACCUGAAGUUAAGAAACUAGAAAUAUCUGAUGCAACAUUUCAAAUCACAGAUUUUGUGAGGUAACUUUAACAUAUUCUGAUUAUUAUAUGUCUAUCACUUUAUGGCACAAGGACACAUUAAUAGCUCUUUUAGUGCUGGAUUUCAGGACACAGCAGUCUACUCUCAGGCUAAAUCACAAGCUGUUUUAUUAUUCGCACUUGAAUUUCUUGUACUUAGCCAAAGCUUAAGAUUAGGGUUCUGUUCCUAAAGAAUAGGUUUUGUAACACCACAUUUAUUUCUGAUUAUAAUAGGAUUUAGGAUCAUGUGAUUAUCAAAGCUGAGUGUGUUUAUUCUUCAGCCUCAAUCUUGUAUGUUGUAUUCUAUUCUAGCGCCUAACACACUUGAACCAAAAAAGUUGUUGAUUUUAGAGGUGUAUGAAAUGUCACUGCUUUGCUUUGUCUUUUUCCCAAAUUCUCAGCACAGACCUCCAAAAACCAGCAAGUUUUAUUAUCGUAAUUUUAACACUACUUGCAUAUGUCAUUUAAAGAGAAGUUUUGAGAGUUGUCCUUUUUCCACACCCAAGUACUGUAUUAUUAUCACAUGUACCUUAUUCACAUAUAAAUAUUUUUGUGAUGUUAAUACAUUGUUACAGCAUUGUUUGUAUUUGUAUAUUGUAUACAUGUAUAAGAUAUUUGUGCUUGGUUUAGGGUACAUUUGUGUCUGUGUAACUUUCUAUGUGAACAUUUAUGUGUGGGUGGGUGUGGGUGUGAUUAUCUCCAGUCUUACCUGUUUUGCCAUAUGCUGGUCUUGUUCAUAAGCAUUUUGCAUCUAUGCAUUCAGUUGUUGCUGGCUGUGUAUUUCUGUGCCUGUGUUUUUUUUUUUUUUUCCAGAUGCUGAAUUUUAUAUACCAAAUAAAAAGGUGGUGUUAAAAAUUCAAAAUGCACAUUU
This is a messenger RNA of Pangasianodon hypophthalmus (striped catfish), 5359 nucleotides long. RefSeq names its product Y+L amino acid transporter 2-like. Gene Ontology annotation, molecular function: basic amino acid transmembrane transporter activity; L-amino acid transmembrane transporter activity. The transcript has 11 exons. Bases 1543 to 3015 code for a protein of 490 amino acids. The record is from RefSeq and is a predicted model, not a curated record. Lineage: Eukaryota; Metazoa; Chordata; Actinopteri; Siluriformes; Pangasiidae. Gene Ontology annotation, cellular component: membrane. Gene Ontology annotation, biological process: amino acid transmembrane transport.